GUUAAUUAUUAGGUAAUUUCGUAGCUUUUAUUUAAAGAAAAAAUGCACGUUUCUUAUAUUUUGGGUUAAUAUAAUAUUCCAUAGUAAUUGGAUUUAGACCAACAUUUUUUCAAUUGAUUAUUAAACUGCCAUGUAACCUAAAUUGUCAUCUUAAUUAAGUGACACCUAAGCAGAGUUUCUUUUUAAUUAGUACAAAUUUAAAGUUACAACUUUUUAAAUGAUCCUCGAUUAAUAUAUAGGUGAUAGUAGAAUUUAUCUCAAAUGUCAUAUUUUCUUGAAAUGGGCUUUAUUAAAUAGUGUUUUCAUUGUUCUCGUAAAUUAUCAAAAAAGUUGAGGUAGGGUAUACCUGAUCUUAACAUGCCACUUGAGCCUUAUAUAGUUAUAGUUAAGAUUCAUUUAGAUUUUGGCUAAUGUAUUUUAUUAAUUUAAACAAUCAGUGAAGCUAAUUAUUAUCAUCUUUUGCAAUAUAAAUAUGACAAGUGGAGAGUGUGAAGUUUACCAACCCGACCAAUAAAUAAUCUUUCCCUCAUGGUCGCAUAACUAAAUAUACAAAGAUGGUAGGAAAGUGUGAUUUUGUGAGUGUUAUAGGAGCCAUACUGGUACUAACCAUCUUCCAUAAUCCGAACAUCGUCCACGCCGGCGAGGGUGUUCCGGAGGUAGCGUUGUUCACUUUCGGAGACUCUUAUUACGACGCCGGAAACAAAGCGUUUCUAAGCAAAAAGAAAAAUCCUCCACAAACCCAAUGGCCUUAUGGCAAAUCCCUUGACGACCCUAACGGCAAGUUUUCCGACGGCCACAUUGUCCCCGAUUUUAUCGGUGACUUCAUAUCCAUACCGAACGGAAUCCCGCCUGCACUUAAACCAGGCGCUAAUCUUUCACGUGGAGCUAGUUUUGCCGUCGCUGAUGCUUCUAUCCUUGGAGCUCCGGUGGAAUCUAUGACACUGAAUCAACAAGUGAACAAGUUCAGAAGCAUGAAAUCAAAUUGGACCGACGACUACAUCGAGAAAUCACUGUUUAUGAUAUACAUCGGUACAGAAGAUUAUUUGAACUUCACCAAGACCAAUCCCACUGCAGACGCUUCUGCUCAGCAAGCUUUUGUCAUUUCCGUCACGAACAAAUUAAAGAACGACAUCGGCUUGUUAUACUCCUUGGGAGCCAGUAAGUUCAUGGUUCAAUUGCUAGCACCAUUGGGUUGUUUACCGAUCAUGAGACAAGAACAUGGAACCGGCAACGACUGUUACGAGCCACUUAACGAUUUGGCCAAACAACACAACGAGAAGAUCGGUCCGAUGUUGAACCAGUUUGCCAAAUCCCCUGGUUUUCAAUUCACCGUCUUUGAUUUCUACAACGCCAUCCUUCGGAGGACACAGAGACCUCAUAACUACCGGUUCUACGUGGCGAACUCAUCAUGUUGUGGUGUUGGGACGCACACUGCGUACGGUUGCGGAAUGGGAAACGUUCACUCGAAACUAUGUGAGUAUCAAAGGUCGUAUCUCUUCUUUGACGGACGUCACAACACAGAGAAGGCCCAAGAGGAACUAGCUCAUCUGAUCUAUGGAGCUGACACUAAUGUGAUCCAACCGAUGACGGUCCGUGAGCUAAUUGUGUUUCCAGCUGGAGCGAACAUGCUUGAGUCUUGGGAGCCUAACUUGUCCUCGGUCCGUCGUCGUCCAUCUACUAAAUCUACAUCAGUUUAUCGACUUCUUGAUUUAGUUGGAUGAGUUUGAGCUGAAUCAUAUGUAAGAUUGGCUACCAAUACCAUCCUCUAUGAAUCGUUUUCGUGGCGAUUCUGCUUAUGACGUUGAAUAAAUUGCUUUUGAGUAUCUGAAAUGUAUUCUGUUUCGUUAUCUGGGGAUAGAAUAAUAAGAGAGAUCGUAACUGUUUCUACAGCUUGAUCACUUUCUCAUUCCUGGCUGGACUAAUAAUAAUGCAUGUAUAAACAUGGAUUGUUAGAGUGUA
Molecule: messenger RNA, 1959 nt
Organism: Brassica rapa (field mustard)
Lineage: Eukaryota; Viridiplantae; Streptophyta; Magnoliopsida; Brassicales; Brassicaceae
Product: GDSL esterase/lipase ESM1
Biological process (GO): endoplasmic reticulum organization
Molecular function (GO): lipase activity
Source: RefSeq, a predicted model, not a curated record